GUCUUCUUUUUCACUUUUUUCAUGCUCUCGUGACAGUCCUUACAAACCCCCACCCCCUCAUCUCUCUCUGUCUCUCUCCUGUUACUGGCUACCCCAUAAACACCAGUCCUCUCCCUCCCUCUCUCUCUCUCUCUCUCUGUAAAACUCAUGGCUUCACACCGGGGAAUUACUUAUCAGUCGGAUCAGAAUCGCCACCACAAACCACCAAUAGAAGCCAACAAGUAAAUCGAAACUCAUUCUUUCAAUUCUUCUGGCAAAAACCUAUUUCAGUGGCAAUGUUUUUGAAUUCUGGGUGUGGAGCUGUUGUUCUUUUUUCAUUUGUUUCAUUUCUGUUGUUUUUGAGUCACCGAGUUGACUCGGAGCCAACUCAGGACAAGCAAGCCCUCCUUGCUUUCAUUUCCAAAACCCCACACGAAAAUCGCAUCCAAUGGAACGCUUCAGACUCAGCCUGCAGUUGGGUUGGCGUCGAAUGCGAUGCGAAUCAGUCUUUUGUUUACUCUCUCCGGCUUCCCGGCGUUGGCCUUGUGGGUCAGAUUCCGCCGAACACACUCGGCCAGUUGAGUCAGCUCCGAGUCCUCAGUCUCCGCGCGAACCGACUCACCGGCCAGAUUCCUUCUGAUUUCUCCAAUCUUAAGCUCCUCCGUAGCCUCUACCUUCAGAACAAUAAUUUAUCCGGCGAGUUCCCAUCGAGUCUCUUCGAGUUAACUCGCUUAACCCGUCUAGAUCUGUCCACCAACAACUUCACUGGUCCAAUCCCUUUUUCCGUCAACAAUCUAACACACCUAACCGGUCUUUUCUUGGAAAACAACGGGUUUUCCGGCAAUCUUCCUAGCAUUAACCCAGGCGGCCUUGUCGAUUUCAAUGUCUCGAACAAUCAUCUCAAUGGCUCAAUCCCUAGAACACUAUCUAAAUUCCCAGCUUCGGCAUUCACCGGAAACAUUGAUAUCUGCGGUGAACCACUACCCCCAUGUAACCCAUUUUUCCCCUCACCUUCUCCAUCGCCGCCAGUUGAGCCACCGGAAAAGCCAUUGCAUAAGAAAUCUAAAAAACUCCCCACAGCAGCUAUCAUUGCCAUAUCCAUAGGUUCAGCAUUACUUCUACUCCUCCUGUUACUCAUUCUCAUCCUCUGUUUGAGGAGGAAAAGGGGACAGUCUCCGAAAGCUGCUAAGCCGCCUACGACGGCGCGUGCGGCGGGGGAGGCGGGGACUUCUUCAUCAAAAGACGAUGUUACAGGUGGGUCUGCAGAAGGAGAGAGGAACAAGUUGGUGUUCUUCGAUGGUGGGGUGUAUAGUUUUGAUUUGGAGGAUUUGUUGAGGGCAUCGGCGGAGGUGUUGGGUAAAGGGAGUGUUGGGACGUCGUACAAGGCGGUGUUGGAGGAGGGCACGACGGUCGUAGUGAAGAGGUUGAAAGAUGUGGUUGUGACAAAGAAAGAGUUUGAGCAGCAAAUGGAGGUUCUGGGGAAGAUUAAGCAUGAAAAUGUGGUGCCUCUCAGAGCUUUCUACUACUCUAAGGAUGAGAAGUUGUUGGUUUAUGACUAUAUGCCUGCUGGGAGCUUAUCUGCUCUCCUCCAUGGGAGCAGAGGCUCAGGGAGGACACCAUUAGACUGGGACAACCGGAUGAAAGUUGCAUUAAGCACAGCCAGAGGCCUUGCACACCUUCACCUCUCAGGCAAAGUGGUCCAUGGCAACAUCAAGUCCUCCAACAUCCUUCUCCGGCAGGACACACAUGAUGCCUGCGUGUCUGACUUUGGGCUCAACCCGCUCUUCAGUGGCUCCACAUCGCCCAACCACCGCAUUGCUGGCUACCGUGCACCUGAAGUCCUCGAAGCACGCAGGGUUACAUUUAAGUCUGAUGUCUACAGCUUUGGGGUGUUAUUAUUAGAAUUAUUGACUGGAAAAGCACCAAACCAGGCCUCAUUGGGUGAGGAAGGCAUUGAUCUACCGAGGUGGGUCCAAUCAGUGGUCCGGGAGGAAUGGACCGCAGAGGUGUUUGAUGUGGAGUUGAUGAGGUACAAUAAUAUUGAGGAAGAGAUGGUACAAUUGUUGCAAAUUGCAAUGGCAUGUGUAGCCACUGUGCCUGAUCAGAGGCCGGAUAUGCGAGAGGUGGUGAGGAUGAUUGAAGAGAUGAAUAGAGCGGAAACCGAUGAUGGUUUACGACAGUCGUCCGAUGAUCCGUCAAAGGGAUCGGGUGGUCCCACUACUCCGGAAGCUAGGACCUCACCUCGUGGUGUCACACCUUAGUAGACACAACAACUCUUUCAAAACUCCCAAAAUAAAGAAAAGAAAAAGAGUAGGAUUUGGGUCUUUCCCAACAUACUCUCCAAUUUCUAUCAUUAUUGGUGAGAGAUCCUUUUAUCGUCUCACCGGUCGACCUUGCCCCCUUCCGAAAAAGUGGGGGGGGGGGGGGCGCUCAAAUUGGUGAAUUAAACUGUGUUGUGCAGAUGAUUGGGGAGGGUGAUUAGAAAUCAAGGUGGUACAUUAUGUUGGUUUUUUUUCUCUUUUUUAAAUUUUUUUGUUGUUGGAGGAUUUAAAGAAAUGUGCAUUGAUUUUUAUAGGUGGGUUCGGGGUUUGAAUUUAAAUGGUGUCGUGGGGGGAGAGUUCCAUGAACUGAUUGGAAUUGGACCAUUGGAUGGAGUUAGUUGUUUUUUCUAAAUUUUUAUCUGAUUCUUUGGAAUAUUUUAUUUGUCUGAAUAUGUCUAUAGCAUUUUUGGCUUUUUGUUGUAUUAUAUUGUUUAUUGUUAUUCUGACUUUUCUGUAACUUUGUGUGGUUGGAGGUUGACAACUGUUAAAGUUGAAAUUUUGCAUCUUUUAAAUUCCGAAGACUGGUUUUUCUUGCUGUUAGUCUUCUUCUGUCAGGCAGGGG
Messenger RNA from Ilex paraguariensis (yerba mate), 2862 nucleotides. Lineage: Eukaryota; Viridiplantae; Streptophyta; Magnoliopsida; Aquifoliales; Aquifoliaceae. The record is from the annotation of a GenBank genome assembly.